This is a messenger RNA of Prunus armeniaca (apricot), 1212 nucleotides long. Lineage: Eukaryota; Viridiplantae; Streptophyta; Magnoliopsida; Rosales; Rosaceae. The record is from the annotation of a GenBank genome assembly.
AUGCUGACUCCAUGGAAAUCCAGGCAACUUUUUGAAGGAUCAGUGCAUGUUGGGGGACAUAGCUCUAGUUGGACGGCUAACAACUUGAAAAUUCUUAGCCUUUUAUAUUCUAAGGUGAAAGAGUUGCCCAAAGAAAUAGGGCAAUUGACUCGUCUACAAUUGUUGGAUUUGACUCAUUGCUCUGAACUUGUACGGAUCCCACCUGGCGUUAUAUCAAGCUUGACAAGUCUAGAAGACUUGAGAAUCGGAAGCUUAAGAAAUGGGAAGGAGGUUUUGAUGCCCAAAUUAACAAGCUUGAUCGUGGAUGGAUGUGGUGGUUUGAGAUUCUUGUUUUCAUCUUCCAUGGCUAGAAGUCUUGUACAACUCAAAAAUCUUACGAUAUCCAGGUGUCAAAUCAUGGAAGAGAUAGUACCAACAAACGAAUCCAGUGAGGAAGAUACAGAUCAUGACAUGUUUAGUCCUCUACAAGAUCUAAAGCUACAAUAUCUUCCGAACCUCACUAGAUUUUGCUCAGCACGUCGUUCUAUUAAUUUUCAUUCCUUGGAGGUAUUGCAUGUAGAGGAUUGUUCUAAAUUGGAGACAUUCAUCUUUGAUCCCAUGAAUACAAAUAUCACAAUCAACAAAGCAACUGAAGAGAUCAGGGACUCCACGGAGAAUAUUGGGACUGAUGCACAAUUCUUUCUUUUUGACGAAAUGGUAGGAUUUCCCAGCUUGGAGAGCUUGAUCAUCUGUGACUUACCUAAGUUGAGGACUAUAUGGCACCGCCAACUUGCCCCAGACUCUUUUCGAAAGCUAAAAAAAGUUGAAGUUUUGAGAUGCCAGGCCUCAUUGGCCAAAGGUCUUCAGCAGCUAAGCGAGCUGUACGUGGAGAAUUGUGGAAUAUUGGAAGAAAUUGUUGCCAAGGACGGACUAGAAAUGACACCUGAGUUUGUGUUCUCUAAAUGGCCAUUACUCAAAUCAUUGAUAUUCAUUGAAUGUGGUAAAGUGGAGAUUCUUGCUUCCGAAUAUUCAAGAUUCGAAGAAAGACUUGAUUCGGGAACACCAAUCAAACAACCUUUUUUGUUCGUUGACAAGGGUAAUCCAUUCCCCAACUUGGAAGUAUUGCACUUGGACAAGAACGCAGAGAUUUGGUAUGAAGCACAUAGUCCACUCCCAGCAAAGUUGUUUAUCAAUCUAAAAGAGUUUGCAUUUUCUUCCCCCCAAAAAAAUUAA